Molecule: messenger RNA, 3282 nt
Organism: Pseudoliparis swirei
Lineage: Eukaryota; Metazoa; Chordata; Actinopteri; Perciformes; Liparidae
Gene: hells
Product: helicase, lymphoid specific
Exons: 23
Coding region: 144-2735 (863 amino acids)
Biological process (GO): negative regulation of gene expression via chromosomal CpG island methylation; lymphocyte proliferation; pericentric heterochromatin formation
Cellular component (GO): nucleus; pericentric heterochromatin
Molecular function (GO): chromatin binding; ATP binding; ATP-dependent chromatin remodeler activity
Source: RefSeq, a predicted model, not a curated record
GUAGCAGAGUGGAAGCGAAACAGUCGAACAAGCGUCUUAAUAUAUAUUUGUGUAUAGUUUCAUAUACGACAAUAUUUGUGGAGUUUAUUCUGAUAUCCGCCCCCAGAAAGGACAUUGAAAGUUAAAAGUUAGCGUUGGCAACGAUGAGCUGCCCUGCUGACAGCGUGAAGGAAGAAAGUCGGAGUCGGUCCCCUCACUGCCCCAAACCCGACGAGUCCGAGGAGCCGCUGGGCACCGCCAUGGAGACCGGAGCAGCCAAUGACAUCAGUGUGAAAUGUGAGAACGAGACAGCCAAGCCGAUCAUCACCAAGGAGAUGGAGGAUGAAGAGAAGAAGCUGAUGGAGGAAGGGGAGAGGAAAGAGAAAGAGAUGAUAGAAAAGGCUCGGCAAACACAGGAGAGGGAUUCUCACGACAUGCGGUUCAAGAGGCUGCAGCACUUGCUCCAGAAGAGCAACAUCUACUCCAAAUUCUUGCUGACUAAGAUGGAGCAGCAGCAGAGUGAGGAGAAUGUCAAGAAGGAGAGAGUUGAAAAGAAGGCCAAGAAGACCUUUAUGUCUUUUUUUAAAAUGCAGAACACAAAAGGUGCAGAGCCUGAGAAAGAUACAAAAAAGAGGAAGAGGGAUGACGACUACAAAAUAGUAGACGUCAUGUCAAAAGAGGACAUCUUGUCGCAAGCCAAGAAAGCAAAAAAGGAGCAAGUGGACAAGGCGCCGGUCCAGAGGAAACUAGAAGCCGAGGACAUCGAGAAGAUGUGCGAUUCCAAUGAGGACAUCAAGAACCGCCUGUCGGAGGCGAUGCGAGACAACGCCAAUCACUUCCUGCACCCCCACAGGAAGGUGAAUGGCCAGCCGGUCCCCGCCCAGCAGCCGGAGCUCUUCUCCGGAGGGGUCAUGAGGUCGUACCAGAUUGAGGGCACCGAGUGGCUGAGGAUGCUGUGGGAGAACGGCAUCAACGGCAUCCUGGCCGACGAGAUGGGACUGGGGAAGACCAUCCAGUGCAUCGCUCACAUCGCCAUGAUGAUAGAGAAGAAAGUGUUGGGCCCCUUCCUGGUGGUGGCCCCACUCUCCACUCUGCCCAACUGGAUGAGAGAAUUCAAGCGCUUCACACCAGAGGUGUCGGUGCUGCUCUACCACGGCCCGCAGAGGGCCAAGACGCUGAAGCAGAUCCGCAGACCUCAGGGGACCCUCAGCAUGUGCCCUGUGGUGCUCACCUCUUUCGAGAUUGCCAUGAGAGACAGAAAAUGUCUACAGCGCUUCCAGUGGAAGUACCUGAUAGUGGACGAGGGCCACAGGAUCAAAAACCUCAACUGCCGGCUGGUGCGGGAGCUGAAGUUGCUGCCGACCGACAACAAGCUGCUGCUGACCGGCACACCGCUGCAGAACAACCUGGCCGAGCUCUGGUCCCUCCUCAACUUCCUUCUGCCAGAAGUCUUUGACGACCUCAAGAGCUUCGAGUCGUGGUUCGACAUCAGCACCAUUGGUGAAGCGGAGACCGUGGUGGCUACUGAGCGUGAGCAGAACAUCCUGAGCAUGCUGCACCAGAUCCUGACUCCGUUCCUGUUGAGGAGGCUGAAGUCCGACGUUACGCUGGAGAUUCCUCCGAAGAAGGAGAUCAUUGUGUACGCUCCUCUGACGGCCAAACAGGAGGCCUUUUACACCGCCACGGUCAACAAAACCAUCGCCAAGAUGCUGGGCCAGGAAAAGACGGAGGCUCCCGUGGUGUUGACGCCAAGUGGGCGGCCGAAGCGCGGCAGCAGAAAGCUGGUGGACUACAAAGAGCGAGACGGGGACACGCCGUACGACCUGGAGAAAUAUCUGGAGAAGGUUCGCAAGGAGCACGAGCAGAGCUCGUCUCCAGUGCCGGAUGUCCAGAGUCCGCUGAACGCCCAUAUAAACCUGAAGCUGCGGAACAUUCUCAUGCUGCUGAGGAAAACGUGUAACCACCCCUACCUGGUGGAGUACCCCCUCGACCCCGCCACACAGGAGUUCAAGAUUGACGAAGAGCUGGUGCAGACCUCUGGCAAGUUUCUCAUACUGGACAGACUGCUGCCUGCACUGAAGGAUCGGGGACACAAGGUUCUGAUCUUCAGUCAGAUGACGUCCAUCCUUGACAUCCUGGUGGAUUACUGCUAUCUGCGGGGCUUCCAGUACAGCCGACUAGACGGCAGCAUGUCCUUCUCCGAUCGAGAGGAGAACAUGACCAAGUUCUCUGAAGAUCCUGAGGUGUUCCUCUUCCUGUUGAGCACCAGAGCCGGAGGACUCGGGAUCAACCUGACGGCCGCUGACACCGUUAUCAUCUUCGACAGCGACUGGAACCCCCAGGCAGACCUGCAGGCUCAGGACCGCUGCCACCGAAUCGGGCAGACCAAACCGGUGGUCGUGUACCGGCUGGUCACGGCCAACACAAUCGACCAGAAGAUCCUGGAGAGGGCCUCUGCCAAGAGGAAGCUGGAGCAGAUGGUCAUCCACAAGAAUAAGUUCAAAGGCGGGAAGGCCGACCUCAGCCUCAGCAAGAGCUGCAUCGAUCUGGAUGAGCUGAUGUUGCUGCUCAAAGCCAGAGGCACGGAGAAGGAGGUGACAGCGUCGAGGGGGAAGGUGAUCAGCGACAAGGACCUGGAGCUUCUGCUGGAUCGCAGCGACUUGUUGGACAAAGCAAAGGAGAACACGAAGAAAGAGAAGGUGGGCGUCUUCAGAGUGAUCGAUGCCAAAGAUUCGUCGGAGAUCACGAUGACCUGAGACCACUGUCGGCGUGCAGAUAUAAACUCGUGACCGCAGUUCCCUUCUGACGAAAAGAAAAACAAACCUCAAGGUGCACCCGGAUGGCUCGCAACUGUAGAAGAGAAAAUAUCCCGAAAACUGCUGUUUGUAGACUUCUUCCUGUCUUUUAUUUUAACUGUCUCGAUAGUAAGAAUGUCUUUUUGUUGUUUAACCACUGUACCCUCUACUGUAUUAAGUUGUGACUAUCUGUUAGGUUCUUGAUGGCCACCGCUGAUGUUUCAAUAAUUUUCAUGCUAAAAGUUGUCGAAAGAGAGAUUCUGUUUGCUGCGAUCCAAAUGUGUUGAGAUGACUGGCUGGAUGCUUUCUUCACUUUCAGGUAGUUCACUUAGAGCGUGAUUCUUUUUGUUGAGACUUCUCCGGCGGUUCUCUCAACGUGUUCCACACACCUGUUGUCACUAGUUGUGACACGUUCUAGUCGGGUUAGUCGACCAUUUCAAAGCACUUUCCUGCAGGUUAAGCAUACAUGUCUUUUUUAUAUAUAAAUAAACUAUGAUGUCAGAACUUA